GGACCUCAUCAUGCUUUCUCCUACAUGUGUGCUGCUCUUUGUGAGUGUAGUUGUGCUGAGGGCCCACUGUGACAACAAACUUGUACGGAAAAAGAAAGAAUGGAUCAUCCCCGCAAGGCCACUAAAGGAAAAUAACGAUUACACGAGUCAAGAGUUCAUCGCCAAGAUUCGAUCGGAUUUUGACACUGAUCAGGAUAUUACUUACUCUCUGGAGGGUGUCGGCGCCAACGAGUACCCAAUUAACGUCUUUGUGGUCAACCCCAAAACUGGAUUCAUCCGAGUGACCAAAGUACUGGACAGGGAGGUGAUUGACACCUACAGCAUGUUGGGCGUGGCAAAGUUUAAUGAUGGCACCGAUGCCGAAAAGAAGAUGGACAUACGAAUCAAGGUGGUCGAUGAAAACGACAACGCUCCGGUGUUUGACGCCAUGAAGCCUGUGGACGUGUACGAACUCAGUCCUUCAGGUACGCCAGUCAUGAGAGUCACUGCGACUGAUGCUGACGAACCGGGAAACCAGAACUCCCUGCUGGUCUACUCCAUUGUAAAGCAGAACCCCCCUGAUGACAUGUUCUUAAUGAACAACGAUGGAAACAUCUUUGUCAAAAAGCCGUCUUUGGAUAGAGAGAGAGUAGAUCAGUACAUUGUGACGGUGAAGGCUCAGGACCUCAAUGGCAGACCACAAGGACUCACUGGGACUAGUACAUUGACCAUCAAUGUGCUGGAUAUCAACGACAACCUUCCUACUCUGGAAAAGGAAGAGUAUGAGGGCAGCAUUGAGGAGAACACGCAAGGCGUGGAGGUGAUGAGAAUCAAAGCUCAAGACUUGGACCUGGAGGACACAGAAAACUGGGAACCCGUGUUUGAUAUCGUCAAAGGUAACGAGGCCAACUACUUCAGCAUCAAAAAGGACCCAAAGACCAACGAGGGCAUCCUCAUGCUUGAUAAGCCUGUGGAUUAUGAGAAUGUGAAGAACCUGGACCUUGGACUAACAGUGAGGAACAAGGCUCCACCUCAUGGAAAACUUACGGAAAGCACAUCAUAUAAGACCUAUCCCAUCAAAAUCAACGUAAAGAAUCAGCGUGAAGGACCACAUUUUGAUCCCAAAGUCAAAGUGAUUACUAUGUCAGAGGGAGGCUCCACCAGCAUAAAGGACAUUAUUGCCCGCUACCCAGCGAUGGACCAGGACACUGGGAAACCAGCUGAGAAUGUCAGAUAUGUUAAAGGUUCUGACCCUGACAACUGGCUCACCAUCGACCCAGACACGGCUGAGAUCAGGAUGAACAAGAUGCCUGACAGAGAGUCGACUUUCCUGGUUAACGGGACAUACUAUGCCAAAGUACUCUGUAUUUCGGAAGACAUGCCCUCAAGCACCGCUACUGGCACCGUAGCCAUCCAGGUGGAAGAUUUUAACGACCACUGUCCCACCCUGACCAGUACUAUCGAGACGAUGUGUAUUCCAAACGAUGCUGUUUUUGUCACCGCCAUCGACGAGGACGAAUUCCCAAAUGGAGCUCCUUUCACCUUUGAAAUCAUUCCAGAAGGCACUAAAGGCAAAUGGCAGGUGGAACGUCUUAAUGAUACUACAGCCAUCCUGAGAGCCCAGGAGUCCAUGUGGCCUGGUUUACACGAGGUGCAAUUGUUGGUGAAGGAUGGGCAGGGGGUGGCGAGCCCAAAACCCCAGAAGGUGACAGUCCAAGUGUGUACUUGCGAGGAUGAAGUGAGGUGUGGAAAACGAGACGCCCAUGGUCAGCCCAGCAAAAGAGCAGCGUUGGGACCUGCAGGCAUUGGACUGCUGUUACUGGGCCUGCUGCUGCUCUUACUCAUUCCUCUGCUGCUGCUCUUCUGCCAAUGUGGGGGUGCUGUGGGGCUGCCAGGAGACGCACGUGACAUACCGUUUGAGACCAAGUCGCACUUAAUCAACUACUGCACCGAGGGUCAGGGAGAAAAUACGGAGGUGCCGCUGACCUACUUGCCGACACAGGUGGUCUCGGGGGCCCAAGAUGUUGGAGAUCAAAUGAAUCAGUCCGCUUUUGUGGACGAAAACAUAGAGCAGUCGUGGGUGAUGAACCAGGCCAACAUGAACACCUUCUACUCCAGGUUGGGGACCAGAGCGGUAGGAGCCGCGGCCGCAGGGACGUAUGACAGCAUUGCGCUGCCAGAUCACAUCCUCGCCCAAUAUUACAUGCAGAAGUCGCGCAGCGGAGGAGAGAGCCUUGCGGUGAAGGAUACUCUCUUGAAAUACAACUUUGAGGACCAAGGCUCCUCCGCUGGCUCAGUGGGCUGCUGUAGCCUCCUGGAGUCCAGCAACGACCUGCAGUUCCUUGAUGACCUCGGCCCAAAGUUCAAAACCCUGGCAGAGGUGUGCAGUGGCAAGAAAAUCCAGCAGGUGGCCACUCCACUGCCCAGCAAAUCCUCAACAAAGGUUGUGAGUGAACCCCUGCCAGAACCCCCAAAGCUGUCAACAGUAGAACAUACUGUGAUAAAGAAGACGGAUCACUCUCAGGUCCUGAAAAAAAACACAAUGACCACAUCGGCGCAAGGAGUGGAAAAUCAAGGCCAAAUGUUCCUGGUCCAGCAGCAGCAGCCUGUUUACUACACCACCACCACUCCAAUGCUGCAACCCAUGCAUUAUGUGGUCCAGCCACAAGUCCAGAACACCAUGCUGCUGGCAGAGGCGCCAGCUACUAAUCUCCAGGGCAUGGUGCUAGCAGCACCCGCACAAGGCAUGCUAGUGCAGGGGCAGACAGCGGUGUCUGGUGGACAAACUAAGAACCCUGGCAUGGUUCUGGUGGACAACACCAAGAUCCAGACCGGUAGAGCAACCACAUCUGGCCUGCAGGCCAUGGUGGUCAUGGAAAGCAAGGUCCCCGCAGGCUCUGUUAAGGUGCUAAAGGGGAGCCCAACUUCUCUCGUGCAAGGGGGCGCUUUGCAGCCAGCAGGGAUUUCAGGAGCUCAGAGAGUCCUGGUGGUUGACGACUCAUCCAGGGGAAGUAGGCAAACCCUCCAGGAAGCAAAAGGUGCAUCCCAGAAGAGGAACACCUCUGGAUCUGUAAAAUCCUUCAGCAGCAAGAGCCCCACCAAGUCCACUGGAUCUAGCAUGGCUUCAUCCACCAGCAUCGCCGUAAGCAGAAUCCCAUCAUACCGCAAGGUGGUGAUACAGGAGACACGGAAAUAAUGGAUUUUCUUUUUACCUGUGCCAAUGAGACUUGAUCUGACCCGGUCCAAUUAAUAGAGAGUCCAUAAGAUCAGCAGGCUCCACCCACUCAAUGUUGGCUACUGUUCCUGACGGGAUGUGGAAACAAACAGGUAACACUGGAACUAUGGAUCCAGUCACCCUGUCUGCAAACAACUGUUCUCUUUUUUGAAACAUCAGACAUAAUAUACUUUAAAAUGGUUUUGUGUUAUGCACUUCUUAGCACUGAAGGUAAAGACGGUUAGCCGUUUCCUGUCCACGAUGAAAAAGAAAUUAAAAUAUGAGUUCCUUUAAGUUGUGAGGUUUAAAAUAUACAUUUAGACAAUAUGCAAUGAAAAUAGCUUAGAUUUACUGGAAGCAGUCUCUUUUCUACGUUUCUAAGAACAACAUUUUCUACACAAAAGUUGAACAUUUUAAUGAAAGUACUUCAGGCAGUUCAAAUGAACAAAAUGCGACAAGAAUGCACAGGGCCGCACAUGCAAUAAGUGGAUUUGGGUGUGUCUGCACUGAGAUUGUGUCUGAGCAUGUGUGAGCCUCCCCAGCCGCCUCCUGCAGAACCGGUUUUUACCCCGAGCACUCACGCUGAACUCGCCCCGUCUUUUUUCACACCCGGCGUGUUGCCGUCGCUAGGUGAAAGGUCAAUGUGCAAGCCCAGGACUUGGUUAGUCCACAGUAGCAGCCACUUCAUUAGGUACACACGCACAAUCCAAUGAGCUGUGGUACAAGAGCUGUUCAUUUAAAGUGUUUAUUAUGCGUUUGUACAGGAUACAACAGCAGCUUGGUGAACUAAACAACAAACAACCCACACACAGACACACCUGUUAAAAAAGCAGCUUUCCACACCACAACCCAUCCAGUCCAACCUCUCAGUCUCAACUUUAUAAUUAACUCUAAGCCGUAAGUCUGUUUUAUUCACUGCGAGGGUUUUUUUUUACGAUAUUUGACAUGUCGUGAGACGCUGUCCGGCGCGCAGGGCUCAGAUGUCGCUGAUGAAAAUUUUAUGUCAGUAAAAUGAGAUUACAUGAAGUGUCAUGUUGACUAGCAGGCUGUAAGACGCUAACUGGUACUGUAUGACCCGUGUGAAAUAGCUUGUUACUGGCCACUCUUCCGGUGGAAUGAGACACACUUUGUUUUGCCACCAGGAAGGAGAAUAACCAGGACGGUCGUUCACUAACAACCACAACAUCCCUAUUGUGACCACCCCCAGUGGAUGCACCCAGCAGGGACAUAAAUAGGGAGACUCCACGCUCCUAUUGUGUGCCAAAAAUGACAUGUUUGUAGAUAAAUGUGUUUCAUUGGACAGCAAUAAUAACUGAUGAGCUGCUUAAAAGGUGUGGUUGUCUGCUCUUAAGUCUCGACUGGUCGCGUGUGUCAUUUUAACGUGACUCACGUCCAAGUCAUAGAAUAGAAUCAAGGCCUAGUACAACACCGAACUGACUACUGAGCUUAUUGUGUCACAUCAGGGGGAUGCAGGGAAUACUGUGGAUUGAUGGUUGUCUAUAGCUAUCGUAGACAGACACAGGUCACAGUUUGUACAGUAUCAAAAACAACUGGAGGAUGGCUGUUCAUGUGACAUCAAAUCAAUUGGCCACAAUGUCGAAAAGUCCACCAGGUCUAUGUGUCUCCGCAAAACACAAGAGAACAAACACAGGACAGUUUGUGGUAUGUAGUGUACUUUAAGAGAUGUUGUUUCAUGUGUUUGUAUUGAAAAAACUUGGGUACAAAGCAUGGGGUCUAAGUGAAAAUGUGCUGAUGUCACAUGAUCCAAUAAGAAAACAGGACAAACCACAAAUGACUGACGUGUCCUGAGUCACAGCGGCAGUGUUUGUUUUCAACGCAGCGACAGAAGCAGAGUGAGGAGUGACAACAACAUUGUUCUCCUGGAAUGAGCUCCAACUUACUCACACUCUCUGGGUGGGACGCUUUCUGAGCAAUUUUGGGUGGGACUCUAAUGGAACUUUGAAAACAACCACAGCACCUUCAGCUGACACUGACGUUCCUGUCAUCUUGUCAUUGUUACAACUUUAAAUAUGAUAGAAACAUCAUACUUCACAGCUAUAUCAAAUGAUGGUGUAAAUAUGGUACAUUCCAGGUACAUUAAUUAGGAUGUAAAUAUGUUUCAGUACAUUAGAGGUACAUUAAAUAUGGUGUAAAUUUGGUACAUUGCAGGUACACUAAGUAGGAUGCAAAUAUGUUUCAGUACAUUAGAAGUACAAUAUUAAAUAUCAUGUAAAUAUGGAACAUUGAAGGUACAUUAAGUUGGAAAUAAAUAUAAAAUUACAAAAAUUAAAAUUACAAGUAAAUAUGGUACGUGAGAUGUACAUUAGGUAGGAUGUAGGUGCAUGAAUUAUGAUGUAAAUAUGGCACAUUAAAGGUCCAUUAAGUUGGAUGCAAAUAUGGUACAUUUGUGGUAUGAAGACUAUUAAAUGUGAUGUAAAUAUGGAACAUGACAGGUGCAUUAAAUAUGACGUAAACAUGGGAUAUUAGAGGUACGUACAUUAAAUACGAUGCAAAUAUGAUACAUGGGAUGUAUAUUAAAUAUCAUGUAAAUAUGGUACAUUACAGGUACAUUAAAUAUCAUGUAAAUAUGAUACAUGAGGUACAUUAAAUAAGACGUAAAUAUGGUAUAUGAGAUGUAUAUUAAAUGUCAUGUAAACAAGGUACAUGAGAGGUACAUUGAAGAUGCAGACAUCGUACAUUAAAUAUGAUGUAAAUAGGGUACACAAGAUGUGCAGUGUAUAUUAAAAAUCACAUAAAUAUGGUACAUGAGUGUACAUGAUUAUGAUGUAAAUGUGGUCAUUUUGACGUAAAUUAGAAGUACAUUAAAUAUGAUAUAAAUGUUACAUUACAGGUGCAUUAAACAUGACGUAAAUAUGGUACAUUACAAUUACUAUGCAUUAAAUAUGAUGUAAAUAUGGUACAUUAGAAGUACAUUAAAAAUGCUAUAAAUAUAUUACAUAAGAGGUACAUUAAAUAUGAUGUAAAUAUGGUACAUUAGAAGUACAUUAAAAAUGCUAUAAAUAUAUUACAUAAGAGGUACAUUAAAUAUGAUGUAAAUAUGGUACAUUAGAAGUACAUUAAAAAUGCUAUAAAUAUAUUACAUAAGAGGUACAUUAAAUAUGAUGUAAAUAUGGUACAUUAGAAGUACAUUAAAUAUGCUAUAAAUAUAUUACAUAAGAGGUACAUUAAAUAUGAUGUAAAUAUGGUACAUUAGAAGUACAUUAAAUAUGCUAUAAAUAUAUUACAUAAGAGGUACAUUAAAUAUGAUGUAAAUAUGGUACAUUAGAAGUACAUUAAAUAUGCUAUAAAUAUAUUACAUAAGAGGUACAUUAAAUAUGAUGUAAAUAUGGUACAUUAGAAGUACAUUAAAUAUGCUAUAAAUAUAUUACAUAAGAGGUACAUUAAAUAUGAUGUAAAUAUGGUACAUUAGAAGUACAUUAAAUAUGAUUUCAAUGUGGCAUAUUAGAGGUACAUUGUAAAUAUAGUACAUUACAUUAAAAGUAUGUUAAACAUUGUGUUAAUAUGGUACAUGAGAGGUACACAAAAUGUAAUAUAAAUAUGUUGCAUUCAUUAUUAUGUAAAUAUGGUACAUGAGAAGUACAUUAAAUAUGAUAUAAAUACGGCACAUGGGGGUAUGUUCAAUAUGAGGUAAAUACAGUACAUGAGAGGUACAUUCAAUAUGAUAUAAUAUGGUACAUGAGAGGUACAUUAAAUGUAUUUUUUUUAGGUUGUAUGUUGUCAUUUAGCAGACAAAGACAAAGAUAAGUAACUAUGUGACACGUUACUUAUGUUAUCUUUACAGUUGCUUGUCGCCAUUAACGAAGUAGUCGUAAAAGUGUGAGUGCUGCCUUCACAGAAGUUUGUAUGCUUUCAGGGCAAUUUGUUCAUAAUUUAUGGUCAUUGUGCCUCGUGCCAUGUUUACUAUUUUACUACGCUACAGCCGUUGACAUUGACUGGCCACAAUAUUAGGCACAGCAGCUUUCUCAAACAUUCAUCCUUGCAAAAGGCAUUAGAGGUAUUCAUUUAACACUACAUUUAGUGAUGUGAUCAUACCGAGAGCUAUCAUGUAGCUUCACCAGGGUACUGCAUUACUUUAGCUUGUACAAACUCACCUAAUGUAAACUUCACUCCAAAGCCCACAAAACUUUUUUUUUGUCUACUAGUAGCGAUACAGCAGUAUUUAUACUAUUAUAUAUACUGUCUAUACUAUUAUUCACUACUUCUCACAUGAUGGAUGCAAGUUGUCACAUGACUACAACACCUUGAAACGAGAAAGGUCAUUCCGGCAGGAACAACUAAAACCUUUGAUGCAUAUGCAGUAAAUAAAGAAUAAUAUAUCUACUACUAUAUCAUAAUGACAGUGCAGUACUUUGUCUUAGAACACCUUAACAGUACUUCGAAUCUGAAAAAAACAGUCUGUUUAUUUGGUCGUCAAUUCAUGAAUGGCGACUGUGACAGCACAGCGUGCCGAGGUCACGAGCCCAAUGCCAACAGGCCUGACAUGUUCUCACUCUGCUGUGAGGCAAAAUAUGUGUCUUUUCUAUGUCUCGCUCUCUCUCUCUCACACACACACACACACACGCACACACACACACACACACACACACGCACACAGAGUAACCUGUCUCUGCCUGAA
Molecule: messenger RNA, 7829 nt
Organism: Dunckerocampus dactyliophorus (ringed pipefish)
Lineage: Eukaryota; Metazoa; Chordata; Actinopteri; Syngnathiformes; Syngnathidae
Product: desmoglein-2.1-like
Exons: 14
Coding region: 11-3175 (1054 amino acids)
Biological process (GO): homophilic cell-cell adhesion
Cellular component (GO): desmosome; plasma membrane
Molecular function (GO): calcium ion binding
Source: RefSeq, a predicted model, not a curated record